CAUACAUCUAACAUACACCACACCUACAAUGAGAUACAAUAUACAUCCACACCGUAUAUAUAUUUGUAAGGCAAUGACUCCAUUGCCUCCAAGAACCAAUAUAUUCCAAGAAACUAAAGAGAAUAAUGGAUUACAUUAACAUUUUGCUAGGACUGUUAUUCGUCUGGAUUUUGGUGCGUGGAGUAUUCAUUUCACUUAGAAGAGCCAAAAGAGUUGCACCAGGUCCCUUCCCUUUGCCAAUCAUCGGAAAUCUUCACUUGCUUGGUGAUAAACCCCACAUAUCACUUACCCAACUGGCAAAAAAAUAUGGCCCAAUUAUGAAUCUGAAAUUGGGACAAAUAAACACAGUGGUCAUUUCGUCGUCCGUCUUGGCAAAAGAAGUGAUGCAAAAGCAAGAUUUAGCCUUUUCCAAUAGGUUUGGUAUUGACGCUAUUCGUGCCUGCAAUCACAAUGAUUUCUCAGUUAUAUGGUUACCUGUCAACAACUCUCAGUGGAGAACGCUUCGGAAGAUUAUGAACUCUCACAUCUUCUCAGGAAACAAGCUAGACGCUAACGAGCACCUGAGGACAAAAAAGAUCCAAGAGUUGAUUGAUUACUGUCACAAAAGUAGCAAAGUUGGUGAAGCAGUGGAUAUCGGCAGGGCAGCUUUUAGAACUUCCUUAAAUUUGUUGUCCAACACCAUUUUCUCUAAAGAUUUGACUGAUCCAUUUUCCGAUUCUGCUAAGGAAUUUAAAGAAUUGGUGUGGAAGAUCAUGGUUGAAGUUGGUAAACCCAAUUUGGUGGACUAUUUCCCCUUUCUUAAAAAGAUUGAUCCACAAGGUAUAAGACGACGCUCAACUGAUUAUUUUACUAAAAUUCUUCACCUUAUGAGUGAUUUGAUCGAUGAGCGGCUAAAGGAAAGGGAAUUGGGAAAUCGUGAAAAUGUUGAUGUGUUAGAUGCCCUUCUCGACAUUAGCCCUGGUGAAAUUGACAGAAAUCAAAUCGAGCAACUGUGUUUGGACCUGUUUGCAGCAGGGACCGAUACGACGUCAAAUACAUUGGAGUGGGCUAUGGCUGAACUACUCAAGAAUCCACAUACUUUCGAGAAAGCACAAGAAGAACUGGCACAAGUAAUUGGCAGAGGCAAACUAAUAGAUGAAGCUGAUGUUGCAAAAUUACCUUACUUGAGGUGCAUCGUAAAAGAAACCUUUCGAAUACACCCACAAGUUCCUUUCCUAAUUCCGCGCAAAGUUGAGGAAGAUGUUGAUCUUUAUGGCUAUACUAUUCCAAAAGACUCGCAGGUUCUUGUGAAUGUAUGGGCAAUAGGGCGCGACUCUAGUCUAUGGGAAGACCCUUUGGACUUUAAGCCGGAGAGGUUUUGGGAGUCAAAUAUAGAUGUUAGAGGUCAGGAUUUUGAGCUAAUUCCAUUUGGUGCUGGUCGAAGAAUUUGCCCUGGAUUGCCUUUGGCUAUCAGGAUGAUUCCAAUUGCGCUAGGUUCAUUGAUAAAUACCUUUAAUUGGAAGCUAGAUGGUGGAAUUGCACCUAAAGAUUUGGACAUGGAGGAAAAAUUUGGUAUUACCCUGGCAAAAGCUCAACCUCUGCUAGCUAUCCCUAUUCCACUGUAGAUGUUGGUAGAUCAAGAAUUAAUACUACAAUAUCAUAUUAAUAUAUGUAAAAAUAUUCUAGUGUAUAAUAUUUCUAUAAGCGUUGGAUUCAUUUGGAUGUCUGUCGAGCACUGUCAAAAUGCUAUAUAAGUCAUUGUAUUUGUAGAUCUAUUUAUACUUGUGUAUCCUUGAAAUAAGACCAUGUCACCACCAAGGAUUAUGUA
Messenger RNA from Solanum tuberosum (potato), 1807 nucleotides. RefSeq names its product geraniol 8-hydroxylase-like. The transcript has 3 exons. The record is from RefSeq and is a predicted model, not a curated record. Lineage: Eukaryota; Viridiplantae; Streptophyta; Magnoliopsida; Solanales; Solanaceae. Gene Ontology annotation, molecular function: oxidoreductase activity, acting on paired donors, with incorporation or reduction of molecular oxygen; heme binding; monooxygenase activity. Bases 126 to 1604 code for a protein of 492 amino acids.